Molecule: messenger RNA, 2062 nt
Organism: Mercurialis annua (annual mercury)
Lineage: Eukaryota; Viridiplantae; Streptophyta; Magnoliopsida; Malpighiales; Euphorbiaceae
Product: intracellular protein transport protein USO1-like
Exons: 2
Coding region: 923-1927 (334 amino acids)
Source: RefSeq, a predicted model, not a curated record
UUUCCCAUAUCCGAGCAGUACAAGAGGUUGAGCAACUACUUCGAAGUGCCGUUAUCCCAGAUUCAUCCUAAUGGAGUUCGGCACUACUCUUGUUUCUUGGAGCUGUGUCGGCAGAAUGGGGUGACCGAUAGUAUGCGAAUUUUUUGUUGUAUGUACCUGAUGUCGCUGAAGGAUCAGAGUCAUUUCGCCUAUCUACGAUUCCGGGGUGAGAGGAAAGAUUUGGCCGGGGGGCUGGUGUCGGGGAUAACUGACUCCUUGAGGGAUUUCAAGGAGGACUAUUUUCAAGUAUCUCACCCUACUGCCUUCCAGGGGAUGGUGACCACCUAGGUCGCUAAGUGUUAUAAGCUUGACAAGUGGUUUCACGUCCCCGGUCCUCUGGAGCUAGCCGAUAUGCUGAAGCUCCGAGACGCUGCUCCUGCCAGGGAGAAAGCACAGGCCGACGACCUGUGUCCUAAACUCUUGUUCGAUUACUGCAAGAGCCCGGCUUCAGCUAGCGCUGGUUUGUUUUGUUUGUUGUUUUUUUUUUUGCUGCUUGCUUCUGGUUGUUUCUCUGUCUAUUAUGUGAAGUUGUUGCUACUGUUUGUGUUAUGUUUUAACUCUGUUAUGCUUUGAUGUGAUUGCAGUGAACAGUCUGGACCCUGCCAAGCUGAUUGGGAAGAAAAGGAAAAGGCCAGCCGUCCGAGCUGCGACCCCUACAGUCCCGCGGCCUGCACCUGCUGCGGGUUCGACUGUCCCCCGGCCUUCCCCUGCGGCUGAGGCUGCGGCUACUCCCAAGUCUCCGGAGGUUCCGGAAGGCGUUCAGGUUACGGGGUUGGAUGCCAUUCCUCUCCGAGUUCAAAGGCCUGGCGAGGUGGAGUUUCCCCCUGCCGCCGAACCGAGGAGGGACAUUCCCUUUGUGUAUCUGGGUUCAGCGGAGACCGUGAUGGGACCUCGACAGUCCGAGGAGGUUCCUCAACGGGCUGCUCCUGAAGUCGGGGGUCCUAGCGCCCGUGCUGUGGGAUCUCGAAUGCCGGAUCUGUCGGACGUUUCCUCGGAUUCCAGUACGACCGCCUCUGGUCAUCAGGGCAUAACUCGGGCAAGAUUUGCCGAGUGGGUUGGGCAGCACAACCCGGGCGUCCGGGUAUCAAUUCACGAGCUACCCAUUGCUGGGGAUAUUGCUCGGGUGACCACGCUUCCUGAGGACGAGGCGUACUAUAAGACCUACAAACCGGAGAACCUGCUGGCGACGGUUUCUGCCCUCUGCAUCCAGGCGGCUCAAAUGUCUUACCGGGCUGACCGGCGUGCUAGUCAGAAUGAGGACGACCUUCUCCUGGCCAAGAAGCUUAUGUUGUCUGAGGCGGCCAAGGCUCGUGAUGCGGAGAGGAGGGCAGGCGAAGCCGAGAAAAGGGCCUCGGAGGCCGGACAAAGGGCGUCGGACGGGGCUUCGCUGGUGGCUCAGCUGGAGGAUAAAUUGAAGAACUCCGAGGAUCGAAGGUCGGAAGACCUGGAGAUGCUGGGAAAACUGAGGAGUGACGUCAGUCGUCUAGAGACUGAGAAGGCUGCUGAGAAAGAAGAUUUCUCAAAGCAGCUCGCUGACGUUACUCGUCGGAAUGAGCUGGCCUCCAAGGGACUCCGGGAUUCGGUGGAGGACCUGAAGAAAAAGCUGGCUGAGGCCGUAGGGCGAGCCGAGAAAGCUGAGGCCCAAGUCGCGGAAGGCACAAACCGGGAGGAGAAUUUGUAUGAGGACUUCCGGAAGAUGUUGUACGUCGGCGAGGUCCAAGUUGGCGAGUUUGUGAGGGGCCGGUUUGGAGCUGAUGUCGAUGUCUCGGACUUCAAGCUGGAUGUGCUUGAUUUGCAUCGCCGUGCCAAAGAGCUGCCUGAGGAUUAUGAUAUGCCGGCAGAUAUUGAAGACUAUCUGGCUGACGACCAGGAUCAAGGCCCGGUUUAGGAUAACCGUUUUUGUAAUUUCUGAACAAAUUUUACUUUUAUUUUGUAAUGCUGAGCUCUGAGCUCCUUUGUUAUACCUUGAAUAUUUUUGCAAGGUUUGAUCACUUUGGCCUUUGUAUAUACAUCUUGUUUUUUU